This is a messenger RNA of Anneissia japonica, 3183 nucleotides long. RefSeq lists its product as uncharacterized. The transcript is spliced from 4 exons. The coding region runs from base 312 to 2060 and encodes 582 amino acids. Lineage: Eukaryota; Metazoa; Echinodermata; Crinoidea; Comatulida; Comatulidae. The record is from RefSeq and is a predicted model, not a curated record.
GAGUUUGUCUCGAUCGCAGGGACUGCAACUUCCCUUCUCUAUUAAUAUCGGAAUUACAAAUUUUACUUAAAAACUUCCGUGACUUGAUCGGAUAUUGUGAUUAUCAGUGAGCUGGGCAUAAUUUUUUUUUUGUAUCAGUAAAACGGAAUAUUUUACGUUUUCUUUUAUUGAUUUGAUACUUCCGCUCCAAAGCUGACGGAUGAAUUUCAACCAGCAGUAAAGAUCGAAUUGACGGAGUUCCGUCCGAGGAACAGAUCGAGAGGAUAAUAACUAGAUCAAAUCGAGUUCGGCCAAGACGACAGAUAAGCUCAAUGGACAGAGCCCGUAGUGCAUUUAGGACAAUCAAGGGGCUGUUUGUUCGUUCAUUGUUUAGUAUCUCAACAACUUUGGCAGUAUGGCGCGUCGUUAUGGUAAAGGAUACAUAUGUGUACUGGUUUCUGCUAGGCACCAUUGUAUUCCUGUACAUCGAAGCUGUAAUAACAUUUAUGCAACGGGAAUCAGGAGAGUGGAAAUGGUUUUGUCCCAGUGUGUUCUUCUACCUGGUUAGCAUCUUGCCACCUCUCUGGAUACUGGAAGACGAGCUUCUUCAUCAGAGAAUACGAGCAACACAGCGGAAAAAUCUUGAUUUAAAAGAUUGUGUUGCUUCUGGUGAUAUAUUUCACAACGCUACUGGUCUUGCAACAAAUGUUGGGAUUGAAAUACCACUUGACUUAGAAGAUCAUAACUGGUCCUUGGCUUUGCAGCAGACACUUAUCUUCUUGUUGAUCCUGGGAAGAUGGUGGCUUCCCAAAGGUGAGCUAACACGUGACCAGUUGUCCCAACUUCUAUUGGUUUACAUCGGCAUUGCCGCAGACAUCCUGGAAUUCGUCACAGAAGGUUUGAAGAUAAAGGAGGUUCGAUGUAACAAGAUUUUGGUCUACUGGAUUCUGAUCAUCUGGUCUUGGAGUCUUCUUCAAUUUACUCUCGGUCUAACGGUCACAAAGGCACGUAAGCCUCGAAUCUCAGGAAUGGACCAGCGUUACGAAGGUCGGGUUUCGAUGUGUAAUAUUUGCGAAACUGAGGUCUGGGGUAUAGUCGCUACUAUCAUUAUGCAGGAUGGUCCAUUUCUUUCCAUGCGCUUAUAUCUACUUAUACACCUGAAUGUUGUCAAUCAAAUGAUGAUAUUCUUUACAUUUAAAAAUGUUCUAGUUAUGCUGCUACAGUUGUAUCGCCUUCUCGUGCUGUACAUUGAGAAACCAAGUGGGCCAACUGUCCUCGUACAGACGGUUUACAAAUACAGACGGCAACGAGGCAAAAGCCGAGGAUCAGAAACAACAAGUAAAGGUUCUUUACUCACUGCGUCAGAGUACAACAAGUUAGUUGCGACAAGAUCUGGACAAAACGAUCCUAGACUGCCGAUGUCAUCUGCGGACAUGAUGGAAUACGGAGAGACAGAGUUUGAUGCCCCUUUCGCUGGAGAACAUUUACCUGGAAAUUCUAAUCCAACUGCAUUUGCGAAGAACAAUAAACAGAAGGUAUCCCAUGUAGCCCGAAAACAAAACCAUCACGGACAGCAAAUACAGCCAAAUAAGGCGAAACAAAAUAAAGAUGUAAAUGAAUUGCACCAUACAGUAACACAAGGUAGGCAAGUCCAAAAAGAGCACAUUUUUUACACAAAUGUUGAAAAAAGGGAACAAAAACCUCAUUCUUCGAAAGAUAAGGAUAAAGUGAAAUCCUUCAAGAACAUCGACAAACAAAAAUUAAAAGCAUUGGCACCAUCAAAGCCGAAGAAAUCAACCUUUGGUGACGUCGCAACCCAAAUGCUAAAUCCUGCCAAAAGGCUUAACAGGCAUACAGAAAAAAGUAAAUCCGUAGAAAAUUCAAACGAUGCUAAGAAAGUUAACGCUCUCAUAAAGAUGUACGAGAAGGGAGAUUCCAGGCCAGGAUCUCCGGCUAAGCAAUCGAGUCAAACUCUACAACCUAAGUCUAAAUCAAAACAGGAACUUCAACCAUCACGAUCUCGGUCACUGGACGCCGAAGACAGCAGUAAAUGUCAUAUACUGACGUUUAAUGAUUUAUGAGUUGAUAUUAAACAUUACCAUCAAUCACCUGGAUGAUAUGAAAUCAAAGUACAUCAUACAAUUCUGAAGAUACUAAACCAACAUUAGUAUACCAAACCGUAUAGCAAACUAAUUAACAUUAACUACAAGAUUCACUAUACCUAAUUGAUCUAAUUAGAUACAAGGGGAUGAUAAUUAUAAAAUAUUUUGCUCUUAAUAGAUUUAUUAUUAAUAUCAUGAUAUUUGAAAUGGCAACUCAAUUCUGUCACUCACUGCGUCCGGCGGUCGUCGGCCGACGCGAUUAGGAGGAACGCAACGCCACAGCGCGCGCAACAGAUCGUUUUUAGAGUGCCUCCAACAAUCACCAGACGGUAUCGCGUCGCCCAGUGCUCACAAGAAGCGGAGUUGGAUUCCUCGGCAAGCGGUCGUACGACGCAGUGAAUGCCAGGCUUAAGUAAGCUACAUAAGAAUAUUUUUGUAUUGAUAUAACUUUACUCAAAGUAUGAUAAUGAUGUCCAAUAAGGUUUAACUGAGACACCUCCGAGAAGAAGUUGAAUGCCAUAGUAGGGUUGAUUGUUACUAUUACUGGUGGCUGUCGUAGUGAGUGUACUUGUUGGUGCACUUGGUGGUUAAGUUAUUUGAACUUACCAAAUUUUCAUGAACCCCAGGACACAGAUUGUUUGUUAUAGAUUCCGUGUAUAAUUCAAAUUAGUAGGCAUAAGCCUAAGUUUUCAUACAUUUUAAUGUAGGCCUAAACUGUUUUUUCAUAUUGUAGCAUUUUUGUCAUACACUACUCCGUAACAUGUCGAAUUAAUUAUUGUAAACGUGAUCAAGCAUGGAAGCUAAAUGAUUAUAUAAUGUGAGUGUAUUCAAAUUAUCAAGUUUUAUGCGACAAAUGUGAAUUGCCCAUAUAAUGUGCAUGAAGAAUGGUAUCACAUCUAGAUAUGGGAAGGAUGGUGUCAUAAUACCCAUAUAUGGGCAAAUCAUAGGCCCUAUGUAUUUUUCACAUACAAUUUGAUGAUGUGGAUAGAGUUUAAAUGUGUCAGCGCCUAGAUACGAUGUUGUGGUAUCCACUUUAUAAGUACUUUGUAAAAAAUGUGUUCCCUUUAAAAAUGCCAUAAAUUGCGUGAUGUUCAUGCCCGGC